Gadus macrocephalus (Pacific cod) is the source of this 4926-nucleotide messenger RNA. RefSeq names its product NACHT and WD repeat domain containing 1 (gene nwd1). The record is from RefSeq and is a predicted model, not a curated record. NCBI's taxonomy places the organism in Eukaryota, Metazoa, Chordata, Actinopteri, Gadiformes, Gadidae. The transcript has 18 exons. Gene Ontology annotation, molecular function: protein binding; ATP hydrolysis activity. The coding region runs from base 1 to 4806 and encodes 1601 amino acids.
AUGUGUGCCCUGCUGGGCUCCCAGUACGGGGAGCGGCCGUUGCCCCGCCUCCUCCCAGAGCCUCUCUUUGAGGUCCUGGAGGCGGGGCUGACCCCCGACGACCUCCAGCUCCUCGGCCAAUGGUUCCUCAGGGACACCAACGCCGUCCCGCCCACCUACGUCCUCCAGCCUAUCAGGAGCCACCUCCCCUCCUACGGGGGGCCGGGGGCGGAGCGGGAGGCUAGCUCCGCCUCCUGGCGCUCUACCGAGGCGAGGCUACAGACGGCGCUCCGCCGCGCAGCCUCCGAGGCCCAGGUCAAAGGUCAGCUCACCGCAGAGCAGGCCCACCGCUUCUACCAAUCAGGUGACAGCACGAACGCACGCACGCACGCAAGCACAAGCACACACACAAAAUGCGUCUCUGAGCCGGCAUGUGUUCAUGUGUUCAGCCCCCGAGCCCAGAGCCAGGGGGGCGGAGCCCAGAGCCAGGGGGGCGGAGCCCAGAGCCAGGGGGGCGGAGCCCAGAGCCAGGGGGGCGGAGCCCAGAGGGACGCCCUGCUCUUCAUCAGAGAUGCCCCGCGGCCGGCGGCGAGGGAGGGGCCUAAGCGCGGCCUGGCCCGCCUCCUGGCGGCGGCGGCGGCGGCGGAGGGCGGACUGGACCCAGAGGCCCGGGCGCUGCUCCUCGACCUGAAGGCCCGGCUGGCGGCCGCGGGCCCCCGGGGGCCCCCGGCGCUGCACCGCCACAGCCUGGAGCUCAGCGGGGGGGCGGUGGACCCCCGGCGCCGCGACCACGCCGCCUACCUGGAGGCGCUCUGCGGCCAGCUGGUGGCCCACAUGAAGGGCCGCGUCACCAGGCUCCUGGAGGAGCAGGGGGCCCCCGGGGGCCGGGGGAGCUGGGGCCGGCCCGACCCGGGGGGAGAGCGCUCCCGGCUCCUGGAGGAGGUCAGCCGCCACGCCCUGGAGGGGCUCUGGCGCUCCCAGGAGCUGUGCGGGCGGGAGGGGCUGCUGGGCCGGCUGAGCCUGGCCCUGUGGGAGGCCUCGGCCGGCCCCCACGGGCCCCUGGUCCUGCACGGGGCCCCGGGGGCCGGCAAGACCACCCUGCUGUGCCGGCUGGCCCGGGAGCUGCUGGGCGUGCUGGGGCCCGGCGCCGUGGUGGCCCUGCGGUUCCUGGCCCCCAGCAGGGGGGCCCGGCCCGACGUCGGGGCCCUCCUCCACAGCCUGGCCCUGCAGGUGAGCCUGGCCUUCGACCUGCCCCCCCCCGGCCCGCCGGGCCCCCAGGCGGAGCGGCUGCGGUCCUUCCAGGCCCUGCUGGCGGCGGCGUCCCGGCGGGGGGAGUCCCUGGUGCUGAUCCUGGACGGCGUGGACCUCCUCUCUGCCGAGGACCUCCACUGGCUGCCGGCCGCCGUCCCGCCCAACGUCCACCUGCUGCUCUCCGCCGCCAGCGCCGCCCCGGUCCUGGGGGCCCUGCGGGACCGGCUGGGGGCCGGGGCCCUGGUGCCGGUGGACGGGCUGACCCUGGAGGAGGGCCGGGAGGUGGUGCGACGCGCCCUGAGCUCCGCCCGCAGGACGCUGACGGAGGAGCAGAGGGAGGUGGUGCUGAGCAGCUUCCAGAAGACGGGCAGCCCGCUGCACCUGCGGCUGAUCCUCUGGGAGGCGCUGCGCUGGACCUCCUACACCCCCCCCGCCGCGCUGAGGCUGGGGGCCGACCUGCAGGACAUGAUGGCCCUCAUCCUGCUGUCCCUGGAGGACCGGCACGGCCGGCAGCUGGUGGCCUCCACGCUGGGAUACAUCGCCCUCAGCAGGUGCGGGCUGCUGGAGGCGGAGCUGUGUGACCUGCUGUCCCUGGACGAUGAGGUCCUCUCGGAGGUGUACCGCCCCGCCCCCCCUGAGCGGCCCUCCCCCCUGCGCCUCCCCCCCCUGCUGUGGGCCGGCCUGCGCCUGGACCUGGGCCCCCUGCUGCUGGAGGGCUGGGCCCAGGGCCUGGUGCUGCUGGACUUCAGAUACCAACAGCUUUGUGAGGCGGUCCGUGAGCGUUACCUAGGGGACCAGAGGAGGAACAGGAUGUUGUCAGAGUACUUCCUGGGUCUGUGGAGCGGCAAACUGAAGCCUCUGGCCCUCCCCCCCCGCACCCUACUGCUGAGUGACAGGAAGGUCCCGCCCCAACCGCUGUGGUUUGCUCCAGGAUUGGCUAAUAUGAGGAAGCUUCAGGAGCUGCCCUAUCAGCUGCUCCAUGCUGGAUUGUGGGAGGAGUUACAGCAAGAGGUCAUUGGUAAUGCAGACUGGCUCUACUGUAAGAGCAGGCUGUGUGGGAUAGACAGUGUGAUUGAGGAUCUCCGGAUGUGUGCUGACCUCAUGAGCUGUACCCAGAGUGCACUGCUUCACGACACCCUACUGCUCCUCAAACCCGAAGCGGAUCGGCUGGGCGGUCACAUGGACAGAGCUCGGUUCUUCUCUGAGCUGGUGGGCCGCCUCCUCUCCCUGGGCACCGCCUUCCCGUCUCUGAUUGGCCGGUUGGUGGGUCAGUGUGAGGCGUGGCUCCUGUCCUGUGAGGAGCCCGUCCUGGUGCCCAAGAGCUCCUUCCUCACGGCCCCCGGGGGCCCGCUGAGACACAGCUUCACCGGGGGCCGCACAGUGCUGUGUGUGUGUGUGUGUGGGGACCUCCUGGCCUCCGGUUCAGACGACGGCUCUGUGUUGAUCUGGAGGCUCUCAGCCCUCAGCCUGCUGCACCUCCUCACACACACAGCUGCUGUCCUGACCAUUAAACUGAUUGACAGCGGAACCGACUGUCUUUCAUUGGCUGCUGACGGUUCUCUCAGGAGGUGGAGCCUGUUGUCCGGGAAACAAGUGUACUGUGUCCAAUCAGCGAUGGACCCUGACUCCGCCCCCGCCUCCCUCCACCUAUCACAGCAGACCGACCAGAUCUUCAUUUACACCAAGACUCAAGUGAGGUCCUGGGCGCUGGGCUCCAUGGCCCCGCUGCUGAACCUGUCCACCAGAGGGUCGGAGGUCCUGGGGCUCCUGGGGGCCGAUGUGGUGACGCGGACCGGAGCCGGGGCCGUCCACAUCGCCCAACAGGACCAAGGGUCACCGGGGGGCCAGGGGUCACCGGGGGGCCAGGGGUCACCGGGGGGCCAGGGGUCACCGGGGGGCCAGGGGUCACCGGGGGGCCAGGGGUCACCAGAGGUCCUGAGGUCGCUGAUGCUGCCCAGACUGGGUCGGGUUCUCCUCCUGACCGAGGACGGCCUCCUGCAGCAGGUCUCCAGGAGUGGCCGACGGACUGAGACUCCAUUUCCCAUGAUGCCUUGCUCUCUGUUCAUGGCCACAGAGGAUGAGAGGCUGCUGUUAGCAGGAUGUGAGAAAAGCCUGCUGGUGUUCAGCCUCCACGAGGAGGCCCAGCUCCACCAGGAGGCCCAGCUCCACCAGGAGGCCCAGCUCCACCAUGAGGCCCAGGUCCUCAGCGCUUGUGUCUCCAGGGAAUCUACACUGUUGGCCUCAGGCUCUGAAGACCACAUCAUCAGAGUGUGGGGCCUACCCUCCGGGGCCCUGCUGCAGCGCCUCCAGGGGUCCGAGGAGCCGGUCUCCUGGCUCUCCUUCCUCUCAGACGGGGGUCUGGUGUCCUGGUCCCGGGGGGACCAGAGGGUGGUCCUGUGGAGCCUGGACUCAGACCCCCGGACCAGACCCCCCGAGCGCCUCCCCCCCGGCUGCACCCUGCUGGGCCUCGCCAAGGACUGCAGCCGCGCCUACUGGGUCCACCCGGACCACCGCACCCAGGUGGUCUGCUGGGACGCCGUCCACGGGGGGAUGUCAGACACCCUGGCGGUGUCGGCGGAGGUGGUCUGUCUGGAGCUGGCCCACAACAAGAAGCUGCUGUUCUGCGGCCUGAAGACCGGGACCGUCCUGAUCUACCCCCUAGACCGGCCCCAGGAGACCCUGUGCCUCCCGCCCCCCGAGAGCCUCCCCCGGGUCCAGGCCCUGGCACUGGACCCGGGGGAGCGCCAACUGGCCGCCGCCUACGAGGGCUCGCUGGCGCUGUUCGAGGUCACCACCCGGGACGGGGCCCCGUCCGUGGAGGGCCCGGUCCGGACCCUGAUCCUGGACCUGCUGCAGGCCCCCGUCUCCUGCGCCGCCCUGCUGGCCGACGGGAGGCUGCUGUACGGGACGGCAGGGGGGGAGCUCAGCCUCUGGGCCUCCGGCGCCCCCCGAGGCCCCGCCCCCCAAGGCCCCUACCCGCGAGGCCCCGCCCCCCUGGAGGCUGCUCCUGGCCCCAUCACCUGCGUCCGGGCCGGUAACUCGGGGCUCCACGCCCUAGUGGCCUCGGGGGGCGGGGCCUCGGGGGGCGGGGCCUCGGGCCGGCUAACCCUGUGGUCGCUCAGCCCCCCGACGCUGGACCACACCAUGGAGUACAUCUCGCAGGAGGCGGCCGAUGUUCGGGUUCUGUGUGCAGCCUUCUCAGAGAGCGACCAACUUGUGUUCACCGGCUCUCUGGACCGAACCAUCAAAGUGUGGGACGUCGCUACAGGCCGGCUGCUGUUCCUCCAGCGCGUCGACCAUGCCCCCGUCUCCAUGCUGACCUACAGGAACGGCUUCGUGGCGCUGGGCCAGCGGGGGGCGGUCCUAAGGGAGGUGUUCCGCUGCCCCGCGGCGCUGGGCCAGGACCACGCCCCCCUGAGGAGCGUCCGGGCUCAGUGCCGCCUCACGUCCCGGGAGAAGGCCCCGCCCCCCCGCCGGCAGACCCCCGCGCUGGACUUCGACUACAACCCCGCCCAGCUGAACUUUAACCUCCUGGGCAUGGGCCUGCCCUCCUCCACCACCUGCGUGGUAACGUAGAACCCAGGACCUCAGGGGAACCUCCACCCCAGAACCCCUCCCCAGAACCCCUCCUCAGAACCCCACCCCAGAACCCCUCCUCAGAACCCCUCCUCAGAACCCCUCCCCAGAACCCCUCCU